Messenger RNA from Parnassius mnemosyne (clouded apollo), 4311 nucleotides. The record is from the annotation of a GenBank genome assembly. NCBI's taxonomy places the organism in Eukaryota, Metazoa, Arthropoda, Insecta, Lepidoptera, Papilionidae.
AUGCGGCGUUUAUUAAGCAUCACACUUGUCACCAUCGCAUUUGAUUACGUAUCUUCACAAGAGAACCGAGAACACCAAGGACCUCAAACAUGCGGUGGACAUUUAAAGGGCCAUGUGGGAAUAAUACAGACGCCAAAUUUUCCAAAUCCGUUUCCAGUUCCAAUAAAAUGUCGAUGGGUCAUCGAGCAUGAUAUAGUUAAUGGCACUAUAUCGAUAUAUUUCACACAACAGUAUACCACGAGUGGGUUAACGUUCACUGAGUACAUGUAUUACGAUGAAUCGUAUAAAUUAGGCGAGAGAAGAGCCUUGACAGUUACAGAGGAGAAUAUAACAAGGAUUAAGUGGUUACAAGUCCAAAGUCCUGUUCUGGUCAUAGAAUUAAAUUUAGAUAGAUUAGAGGGAACCCAGCUAAGAGCGCUAGGCCUGCUGUCAGUAUUCGGAUUCAACGUUACUUACGUUGUUCAAAAACCUCAAGACCCACCGGGGCCAUCAUCAUGCAGCGCGAUUGAGUGUCGACUUUUAGGACACUGUUAUGCUAGACACGAUUACAAGAAAUUUUUCUGCUCGUGUUUUGAGGGAUAUACAGGAGUUGAUUGCGGAGUUGGUCCAUUAUGUCCAAAAACCUCUAACAUGUGCAGAAAUGGUGGUACUUGCAGACAGAUGGGUCCAGCGGCAGUUAGUUGUAUUUGCGCACCGGGCUACACGGGUGACCUUUGCGAGUCACAAAUUGCUGCUCCAGAAUGUGGAAUCGAGGAAUGUUUUGAGGGAUGUAAAAAAUCAACUGGCUGUGACUGCAGCCCCAAAGAAAGCGACUUUACUUCAGCGCGUUUUGAAACUAGACUACAGGUUAUAGAUCAAGGAAGUAAUAACAUUACACAAGAAAUUCGAGGACAGAUAUUUAAUUACCUGAGAGCAUCUAAUAUUACAGUACAAGAUGAAAUUGAAAUUUUAAAUAUAAGCUCUCCGGAAAUAAAUGGCGCCCGAACAGUUUGGUUGCGAGUGUGGAGCACGCGUCGAGAAGCAGGCGCAUUGAGAGCGGCUUUUUCUCGUCUUGCUGCAACGCGGACCCGCACUGACUACCUAAGAUUCUUACCAGCUACUCUACAUUUUGAUAUGCAGCCGACCCUAAGUUUACAUCCUUUAAUAGUCAAUCAACGACCAGAGGUGUGGGAGGGAUCUGAGUUUAUUCUCAGCUGUAUGGCAUAUGGAUCACCGGAUAUUGAAUUUACUUGGUAUAAAGAUGGAGUUAAAAUCAACUUUAAUGGCACUACAAGGGAUAUUUGGACCCGCACAGUAGCUGAAGAUGCUUUGGGGAGGCGUAUGUCAGUGUUAGGAAUAUCUGAAGCUAGAACACUGGAUAGUGGAAGAUGGUCUUGUUCUGCUGAUGACGCAGGCAGACGACGCUGCAGAGCAUUAAGGCUUGUAGUACUUCGUCCACCUGACAUUCGUCUCGUGCCCUCUGCGUUGACCGUUAAUAAGGGUGAUAACGUAAGCAUCACGUGUUUAGCUGGAGCUAGUCGAGUUCACGGAGCACUUGGUUUUAGUUGGGCGAGGGAAAGAACCCUUUUGAAACUUGCUCCUGGACAAGAAGUUUGGGAAGAUCUUUACCCCGUCGGUAGUGUGCUUAAACUAUAUAACGUUCAAAAAUCUGGUGAAUUCCGUUGCCAAGUUUCUUCGGUGGCGGGAACAAAUGCAAAAGGAGUUACCUUGUGGGCUCUGGGAAGGCACGAUGAAGCAUGUGAAGCUGAAGCAUCCCAUGGACUUCGUUGGCCGAAAACUGCACCUGGUGCUCACGCUUCUGCAUCUUGUCCACCUGGUCAAACUGGAGUAACUACACGCUUUUGCGAACCAAAAACUACGCAACAUGGAGUGAAAUGGUUGCUACCAGAUUUUUCGGGCUGCAUUGCUGAUUCUUUGCGAGAUAUUUAUGAUCAGUUUACGCGUAUAUCUUAUGGUUACUCAUGUUCAAACGUAGCGGACAUUGCGCAUCAGUAUGGUGCUAUACUACAAUCUCUCCCCACCCUUCCUGGAGCAGGAGCAAUUCCACUCCUUCAUUCUCGCAGUAUGGUUGAGUACCUUCUAUCAGAAGCUGGGAAUUCAAGAGAUCGAUUUGAAAGUGUUGAAUAUUUGCUAAGAAUUUAUGAUACGCUUUUGAGGCAUCCGGAUUCAUUUCUCGACGAAGAGAAAAUAUACGAGCUCCAAAAUAUAAUUGUCGAAACGGUUGGUAUGAAAGAAUACGUGAAUAUUUUAAACCGAGAACUUACAGUUAAAACUAAACCGGUAAGAGAAGACAAUGCUGCACAUUUUAACUUUUCACCCGUUUUCGAUACUUACGAUUGGAUACUUACAUCUGCUGGCGUGGAAUUAAUAGGAAGGAUUGGAAAUGCUUCAGUCAUUGUGAUUCAAUAUCGCGACUUAACGUCAAGGCUACCUUCUUUGAGAAAAUCAAUUGAGCAUAACCGUCCAAUUUCCCCAAACGGACGUGAGCUGGAAUAUAUGCCGACGUCACAACAAAUUCAAGUGUCAGCUCACGCCAAUGGUGUAGAUUUAUCACUGCAACAUUCAGUGACUCUGCUUUUUACACAUUCUAAGAACUAUAGCGCUGUAGCAUCUAGAUUGGCUUGUGGUUUACGUACAACUUUAGAACCUCGUAUAUGGAACAUAAAUGCAUGCGACGUGCGUAUUCCAGAAUCAACUUACGUUUCUUGUCGAUGUCGUGGACUCGGCACUUAUGCACUAUUUAGAAUAACGCGACCUAAGCUCACUAAUGUAGAAAAGGAUCUACGAGGGGUGGUGAAAAUUACUGUUGGCUUAGGCGGAGCGAUGUGUCUUACGGCUGCAGCUUUACAGCUUUUGGCUCUUUUUCCAGCUAAAAAGCCUCGACUUCCUGUGCUACUAAAAGCUGCAACAGCGGGCACACAUUCCGCUGCAAUAUUAACGCUGUUAGAAUGUGAUAGUAGACAGGAGGAGGCAUGCCCAGGAGCACUUGGUUGGAUUUGCGCAGCAUGCUGGUGCGCAGGGUGGGCAGCGCUAUGUGCGCAACCGUUAAUGCUUCAGGCUGAAUUAGCUGGAAGGGGCCAACGAACGACAUCUGUUGGUUUAGUGGCAGGAGUAUGCACACUUGAUUGGCUGACUGCCCGACUUUGGGGAGGCGCUCCAUUGCAAUUGGGUUCAGCUUCGCAAGUUGUGUGUGCAACUGGAUGUGCACUUCUGGCUGUUUUGUGUAUUGUUUUGGCUUUAUGUGUAUCGUUGCGACUGAGAACAAUGACGCAUAAAAUACCAGCAGAAAGGAGAACAUAUCUUAAGGAUCGGCGCCGUAUUAUUCGCCAUACGCUUGUGUUGCUGUUCACAACAUCCGCUGCACAGGCCACAGGAGUCAUUUACGUUCAACCAGGCACACGGCACAUAUCACAGGUUGCCGCCUUUUCUGCAGCUGUUUUAGCUAAUGGCAUAGCCAUGCUGGUUUGCUACGUUAUACACGACGACGAGUGCUUACAAUCUGCAAAAAGAGUACUUUCGUUUCCAUCGCAACGUGAAUGGGAAGACUCACCAGCCGGUGACACUUCACUUAGCUUGUAUAUAAAACAAGGCGGUGAAGUGGAAAGUCGGGGAGGUGUUGGUAUGUUGGAAUCAUCGUCUUCGCCAGUGUCUCCAGUUGCUUCAUACUGGCGAGCACCAGGUCUUGAAAGUCCUGCUGGAAUGCAUAGGAGGCAAUCAAUGUCCGAUAGCCGAGCUGAUAUAGUACGUUGUGUAGAACUCAAGGAAUCUAUGGCGACCUCGCAUCGAUAUGAAACUCGACAUAUUACUACAACCCAUGCAGUUUGCGAUCUGAUUCCAAACUCACCAACCCAGACAGACUACAUAGCAAGGGUUUGCUUGGAAUUGGGAGUCGUCAACACUCCGCCUCCUAGAGAAUCUCCUGUGCCUCUACUUACGUAUUCUGUGGACUUUGAACCGUACUCGGAAAAAAGUUUCGAUACGUCCAAAGAAUCUUGCUCAAUAUGCACUCAGUCUAAUCCCGAUGUUUCAAGAAUAUCAUCACCACCUAUCAAAAGCUGUUUAAAAAAGAACAACAAAAACCCGGAAUAUACUUCUAGCAUCUCACUGCCGUCCAUGGAUGUAACGUGUGAGGAACCGAAAACGAAAUCGGAUAUUGAUCAAAUCAAUAAACAGUGGAAAAAAGCAUAUGAUUCUCCUGAAACAAAUAAAAUGUUAAGUAAAAUAUCGAAUGAUUUAGAUUUUUUAUUAAAUAGAACCCGGGUAGUAAACAAAAGCAGUAUACACGAUCACAUAGAAAAAGCCCCAACUUAA